Molecule: messenger RNA, 2418 nt
Organism: Penicillium brevicompactum
Lineage: Eukaryota; Fungi; Ascomycota; Eurotiomycetes; Eurotiales; Aspergillaceae
Product: small subunit rRNA maturation protein TSR1
Exons: 2
Coding region: 1-2418 (805 amino acids)
Biological process (GO): maturation of SSU-rRNA from tricistronic rRNA transcript (SSU-rRNA, 5.8S rRNA, LSU-rRNA); endonucleolytic cleavage of tricistronic rRNA transcript (SSU-rRNA, 5.8S rRNA, LSU-rRNA); ribosome biogenesis
Cellular component (GO): nucleus; preribosome, small subunit precursor
Molecular function (GO): U3 snoRNA binding; GTPase activity; GTP binding
Source: RefSeq, a predicted model, not a curated record
AUGGCGCCUGCCCAGACGGUGCACCACCACCGCUCCACCACCAAGGUUUCCCACAAGCCUUACAAGAGCAAGCAUGCUUCCAAGAGUGCCUUGAAAGAUCAGGCCAAAGGCAAAAUCGAAGGUGACGAGCGGGGCGGUCGUAAAACACCCCACCAACAGCUCAAGACGAAGCUCGAUCGCCGAAACACCGCCCGUCAGCGACAGGCAUUGAAGCACCAGGAAAGAUCUCAAGCCACCAGCAUCUUUGCCGGCCAGAACGGCGCCCCUCGCCAUGUCGCAAUCCUGCCUCUAUCCGCCGAUGUCGAUGCCGCUGCCGCCAUCGCCUCGAUCAACGAAAGUGUUGAUAUUCUGACUGAUGUCUCACCCGAUGGACCUACCCGUGUGCGCAUUGAUCGAUUCCGCCAGAGCGUACAGUACGUCCCCGCCAAGUAUGAUAUGAUCAGCGCUCUGGAUGUGUGCCGUAUGGCCGACUUUGUUAUCUUGGUUAUGUCGUGCGAGGUUGAGGUUGAUGAGCAGGGAGAGAUGUUGUUGCGCUCUAUCCAAAGCCAAGGUAUCUCAAACGUGUUGGCCGUCGUGCAGGGUCUCGACAAGAUCAGCCCUCCCAAGAAGCGCCCCCAGGUCGCCGGUUCUUUGAAGUCCUUCAUCAACCACUUCUUCCCCAACAUUGAGAAAGUCAUGUCUCUCGACUCGCGACAGGAGUCUUCCAACGCUAUCCGAUCUAUCUGCACCGCCACUCCCAAGGGUAUCCGCUGGCGCGACGACCGCAGCUGGAUGUUCGUCGAGGACGUCAAGUUCCCCGAAUCUAGCUUGGAGGUGGUUGACGACGUUGUCAUCACUGGAGUUGUUCGUGGAAAGGGUCUGAAGGCAGACCGCAUUGUUCACCUUCCAGGAUGGGGUGACUUCCAGAUUGACUCGAUCACAGCCGCCCCGCUGGCAACAAAGGCCAAGCGUGACGAUGCUAUGAACGUUGACACCAACGAAACCACACAGACCUUGGAUACCCCGACCGAGGACCAGGAUGAUAUGGCCGUUGUUGCACCCGAGGAGAUCGAGAUGGUGGAUGACGACAUGGUAUCCAUGGCCGAGACGGAAAAGAAGGGUGUUCUUCUGGACGACUACCACUACUUCUCUGAUGAUGAUUCGCACAUUCCCCCAGUACCCAAGAAGCUUCCCAAGGGUACCUCAAAUUACCAGUCUGCUUGGUACCUUGAGGAUGUUUCCGACUCUGGAUCCGACAUGGAUGACGAUGAUGAGCCCAUGGAGAUGGAUACCGCCGGCGCACCCGAGGAUGGUGUAUUCCCCGACCACCAGGACGCCAUGACUGAAGGUGGCCCCUCAGAAUACCCGCAAUCUGAGAUGUUCCUUGACCCAUCGCCCGAGGAUGAGGCCCAGGAACUGGCCGACUACCGUGCCAGCCGUAAGACCGAGGCCGAAGAGGACUUGGAGUUCCCCGAUGAGAUCGAAUUGCACCCCAAUGUUCUGGCCAGAGAGCGUCUGGCCCGUUACCGUGGACUGAAGAACCUCAAGCUCAGCAACUGGGAGACUUCCGAAGACCGACCCUACGAGCCCGAGGACUGGCGCCGCCUGUUGCAGUUCGCCGACCACAGAGGUUCCAAGAACCGCAUUAUCAGAGAGGCUCUGGUUGGUGGUGUCAACCCUGGUACCCGCGUGGAUAUCCACCUCCGCGCUGUGCCCUCUAUCCUGCGCAAUGGACCCAAGCCCCUUGCUCUCUUCUCUCUCCUCCGCCACGAGCACAAGCACACUGUUGUCAACGUCAGCAUGACUCUGAACUCCAGCGUUGAGAAGCCACUCAAGGCCAAGGAGCAACUCAUCGUCCAGUGCGGUGCCCGUCGCAUGGUCGUCAACCCCGUCUUCUCCUCUGCGGACAACACACCCAACAACGUGCACAAGUACGACCGAUACCUCCACCCCGGUCGUAGCGCCAUUGCAUCAUGGAUUGGACCCAUGACCUGGGGUUCCGUGCCCAUCCUCGUCUUCAAGAGCAAGCAAGCCGAGAAGGAGGAUGACGACGAUGAAGAGAUGGAAACCGAUGCCAAGGAAGAGCCCAUCUCUUUGAGCGAUCUUGAGCUCAUCGGUACCGGUACCGUCGUUGCACCCGAUCAGAAGCGCGUUGUUGCCAAGCGUGCUAUUCUCACUGGUCACCCCUACAAGAUUCACAAGAAGGUCGUUACCAUCCGUUACAUGUUCUUCAACGCCGAGGAUAUCCAAUGGUUCAAGGCACUCCAGUUGUGGACUCGCCGUGGCCGCAGUGGAUACUUCAAGGAGAGCUUGGGUACACAUGGUUACUUCAAGGCCACCUUCGACGCCAAGAUCAACCCACAAGACUCUGUGGGUGUCAGUUUGUACAAGCGUGUCUUCCCUCGCAAGGCUCGGGCCUUGGAGUCGAUUGCUGCUUGA